UCACAAUAGAUGCACCACAACAGAUAAACAUUUUUGAACUGUUGAAAGAAGCUGUCUGUCAAUUCGAUAAAUGCAAAGAAUUUAACUAUUCUUUUAAGACUGCCCACGUUCACGUAGAAGCUCUAAAAGGGCGUUUAGUACCUUGCGAGAGUUCUUAUGAUGCCGAACUCCAUAGAAUUCUGUCCAAUUGGCUUGAACUUGUGGCGACAUCCAGGAAACAAGAAUUGGAUGAGCACUAUAACAGAGCAAUGAAAUAUGCUAAGUUAUUAAAUACAAGUGAGGUUUGGUUUGUGCACUUUACCUGUGAAGAUAAUGCUACUAAGAACCCCCACUGGCCUGCUAUUAGGUUGCUUAAAGAAGAUGCACUUUUGGCACGACUGGGACUUUCAAAGCAUUACCAAUAG
Dentiscutata erythropus is the source of this 404-nucleotide messenger RNA. The record is from the annotation of a GenBank genome assembly. NCBI's taxonomy places the organism in Eukaryota, Fungi, Glomeromycota, Glomeromycetes, Diversisporales, Gigasporaceae.